This is a messenger RNA of Arabidopsis lyrata subsp. lyrata, 992 nucleotides long. RefSeq lists its product as uncharacterized. The transcript is spliced from 2 exons. The record is from RefSeq and is a predicted model, not a curated record. Lineage: Eukaryota; Viridiplantae; Streptophyta; Magnoliopsida; Brassicales; Brassicaceae. Gene Ontology annotation, molecular function: protein binding. Bases 260 to 799 code for a protein of 179 amino acids.
CAAUUUCUUUGCUUAAUGCAAUGAAAGUAAAAAAGAAUAAUUUGAUUAACGAUAACGAAAUUGUCCAAAACACCCUUGUAAAUUGUAAUGUAUCAACAAAUGACGAAUCUUUUCAGUUCCCUAUAUACAAAUGGGUCCCAACAAUGACGUCAUUUCCUACCUAUAAAUAAGUUCCCUUUGUCCCCCAUAAUUCUCCGUUUAAGAGAAAAAGAAACCAAAAAACACAGAGAAAAUUUUCGAAACCUAGAAGCUUCUAAAAAUGGUGGCCGUAGCUGAGAAUCAGAAAACGAAGAACAGUCUCAAGUUCCUCUGCAGUUACGGCGGCAGAAUCCUCCCUCGUUCUAUCGAUGGAAAGCUCCGUUACGUCGGCGGUUUCACCAGAGUACUCUCCGUUCAUCACUCAAUCUCUUUCACAGAAUUGAUGAUGAAAUUGGAGGAAUUUUGUGGCUAUUCCGUUGAAUUGAAGUGUCAAUUACCAAACGGAGAUCUGGAGACACUAAUUUCCGUCAAGUCAGAUGAGGAUCUAGCGAAUAUGGUUGAAGAAUACGAUCGUGUUUACGGAGGCAAGAUCCGUGCGAUUUUGUCGCCUCCUAAGCAGAUGUCGCCACGAUCUAGCGGCGGUGGUGGAGAUCUAUCACCGAAAUCGCCGUUCUCCGUCGUGGCUUCUCCUUCUCCGCCUCGGUACUGUUUGGCUCCGGCGGAGAAUCUUCUCAGUAGAUUCCGUAUGAGAACUGGAGAAUAUUCUCGUUGCUGUAACUGCCGUGUUCACAACAGAGACUCCAAGCUUAUCUGGCAAUAACGUUGACGGUGAAAUAAAAAUGCCUUAGAAAAAUAAAUGUGAAAAAAUGAAAUUUAGGUUGAUGAUGUGUUGUUGUUUGUGAAGAGAAGAAUUAUGAAAAUUAGUGAUAUUUUGUGGUCGGUGAACAAACGGAGAAGAUGACGGAAUUUUUUUUCCGGCGGGUUUUUUAACCGUUAACUUUGCCGUUAAGAUA